AUGGACCCAUCCAAGGUAAGAAACUAGUUUGGAAAAAAACGGAGUAUGCUGUUAUUUAAUAGAUGUCUGUAAAUAUGAAAAGUAACUGAAAAGUUUGUUGUUAAUAAACAGUAAAGUAGGCAACAUUGUAUUCAUUUCAUAUUUCAUUUACAGCAACACGGAAGUGCGAGAUUGACUCGAUCAAAGUAAUGGGAACAACGGGGAAAAUAACUUUACAUGAUGAAAUGCAACAACAUGUGAUGUAAUAGUUCAUAGGCCUACUUUAAAAUGUCUAGGUAAUAAUCUAGCUAUGAAUUAAUAACGCAGUAAUGUUAAUAUCCAAUGAUUUCAUAUCUACCACUUUGCAUGUCAUUCGAAGGAGUGAAGAAGGCUGAAAUAAUCUACAUUUUAGCUGGUAAACUUUUGCGAUUUCAAUCACAUACCAUCUCAAUCAAGAGAUGUUGGCAAGAUAAAGUUGUAUUACACGCCUAGACCCUAAGCUAGUUUGAUAUCAUGCAGUUACAGUGCCGUGUGUGGAUGUGCACAUAUAUGCGGAGGGUAGAACAUGUAGGCUUUCCAAUGUGGUCCUGAAUAGAAUAGACUGCAGACAAGACACAGACUGUGUAUGUGUGUGGUGUGGUGUGUGUGUGUGUGUGUGUGUGUGUGUGUGUGUGUGUGUGUUUGUGUGUGUAAUGUAAAAUGUGUAGGAGGUAUCUGCAUCUGAGAAGGAAAGGAAGCCAGCAGGGGAGGAGAGUGAAGAGGCGUCCAGCACCUCUUCUGGAAUGUGAGUGAACAUAGAGUAUAUUAUCUAUUAUCUACCUGGUACAGCCAGGGCCACCCCUCAGAGUGGAUAUGAGUGGACAUAGAGUAUAUUAUCUAUUAUCUACCUGGUACAGCCAGGGCCACCCCUCAGAGUGGAUGUGAGUGAACAUAGAGUAUAUUAUCUAUUAUCUACCUGGUACAGCCAGGGCCACCCUUUAGGCAUGGUUAAACUUAUAAUGCAUUUUCCCGAGAUCUCCAAGAUCCAGGAUUCGUACAGGGUUUAAAUUCAAUAUUCUAAUUAAACUGUUAAAUGCUUAAUAAUGACAAAUAAAAUGUUCAUAUAUGUAAUUAAUGUAAGGAAAGAAAGGUAACGUGAAGACUCCAAGCAUUCAACUCGUGAAUUAUGGACAACUCAUGAACUAGUGUGUAAACAUGUUUUGAUUCAACACAUGUAUUAUAUUGAAUGUAGACUACCAGUUCUGUGUGUGUUGAAGUGGUUGAAGGCCUAGUGGAGGGUAAAGGCAGUUUUUUCACCUUUUUCUGAAAAAUGCAUUGAAAGUAUAGGGAGCUUUCAGAGUUGACCCACCUAUUUUUUGACCACUACAUCACUAUAUUAGAAGUCCAUAGUAAUACACAUUGUGGCCUUGUCAUUUUUUUCCCGAGACAGUUUCAGCCCCAUUUUAGAUUUCCCCAAAAAAGGUCAAUUUGUCAGCAAGAAGCAUCAAUUAAUGAAGGUCUAAUCAAUGGCAAUCUCUGAAUGUCAUUAUGUACUCUUUAUGGUGUUUUGUAAACAGAUGUAUAUUUCCAUUUAACAAAUGGUGUGAGUAUACAUGCAGUGCACUGUUUGGAAGCUGGAAUUAUUUUGGAGUGGAUGAACAUGCACAGACAUAGAGUAUAUUAUCUAUUAUCUACCUGGUACAACCAGGGCCACCCCUCAGAGUGGAUAUGAGUGGACAUAGAGUACCGUAAUUUUCGGACUAUAAGCCGCGCCUUUUUUCCCAUUUUUCGACCCUGCGGCUUAUAUAACGGUGCGGCUAAUCUAUGGAUUUUUACAGCUAACGGCCACUAGAAGACCUCCUAAAUCUAUGGAUUUUACAGGUUACAGUCCACCAACUUUAACUCUAUGGGCUCUAUGACCGCUCCGCGCCCCCCACCUUUAAGCGGCGGGCUCCAGCAGGAAAAGCUGGAGGCCGGAAAAGAGUGAGACAGGUAGCGCGCAAAAGUAAAAGUGGAACCGAGAGUGGUACGAGAGACAGAACGAGAGACAUUACGAGAGCGAGACAGUUUGUGCAAAGGAAGUUUUCAUGCACAAACCCUCAUUAUGGAAAACAAACGUAGAAAUGCUUACCGUAUAUUUUAAGCAGCCGUGUUGCUGCAACUUUAGGCUUACGCGCUUACUGUCGUGUUACAGGCACUUUAUUUUGCACUUUAAAAAACACACAUUUAAUUUAGCCAUUGAUAUUGCCUCGUCAAGCGCUGUAAGCUUUGUUUUUUGUUAUGGUACUACUGUAGGCUAUAAUGUAGAUAAAUAUUCAAAGAUGUGCACACUUUUUCAAGGUUUUUCAAAAAUAACCAAAGUUAAGUGGUUAAAUGAUUGUGACGCUAUUAACACAUUUUGCUGGGGAACCCCUAGCACUCCCUCAAGGACCACUAGUUGAAAACCACUGCUGUAGAUCACUGCCGUUAUGUGGGCUGGGAGCGCACCGUUUAAGUUUGAAAGUUGAAAAGUUUGUGUGUCUGAAACGCUAUGUGAUACAGUACAGUUUACACAGCACAGUAUAUGUUCUGUAGCUACUAUUGCACUAAAUGGUAACACUUGAAUACGUUAUGCAAAUAUGCAACUUGUUUGUUGAAAUGUUAAUAAAUGGGAGCUUCCUCAAGCAGCCAUCUCUUUCCCGACAAUCCCCUCUGUGCACGAACCCUUACAUAUGGUAAUUAACAUUAAAACACCUGCGGUUUAUAGUCCAGUGCGGCUUAUAGUGCAGAAAAUACGGUAUAUUAUCUAUUAUCUACCUGGUACAGCCAGGGCCACGCCUCAGAGUGGAUAUGAGUGGACAUAGAGUAUAUUAUCUAUUAUCUACCUGGUACAGCCAGGGCCACCCCUCUGAGUGGAUAUGAGUGGACAUAGAGUAUAUUAUCUAUUAUCUACCUGGUACAGCCAGGGCCACCCCUCUGAGUGGAUAUGAGUGGACAUAGAGUAUAUUAUCUAUUAUCUACCUGGUACAGCCAGGGCCACCCCUCUGAGUGGAUAUGAGUGAACAUAGAGUAUAUUAUCUAUUAUCUACCUGGUACAGCCAGGGCCACCCCUCAGAGUGGAUAUGAGUGAACAUAGAGUAUAUUAUCUAUUAUCUACCUGGUACAGCCAGGGCCACCCCUCAGAGUGGAUAUGAGUGGACAUAGAGUAUAUUAUCUAUUAUAAACUGGGUGGUUUGAGCUCUUCUUUCUCAGGUACAGCCUCAACCUCUCAUCUGUCCUUAUUCCCACCAGGCCCCGAACUAUCUUUUCCCAGUGUGGUUACCCUCCAGGUCCUCCUCCUCCUUCCUUUCUGCCUCAUCUAGGAAAUCUUUCUGGUACCUCAGGACAGCUCAGGUCACAGGUAAGAGGACGGUUAGAGAAUUUUAGGAUCACUUCUACCCUCAUAUGUUAAAACACCUGUACUCACUGUCAUAGUCAGUUCUACAGUAUGAAAUGAUACAGUCCACACAUACAGUCUAGAUAAUUAACUAAUCUCUCAUGUACACUAUGAGUGGUGGUGGUCAGACUGCAUCCCUACACACACACACACCAACUGUAAUCUAUUAUAUGAUGAUAUGAGAAUGAGAUAUUGAGAGACCAGUAUAAAUAUUCUAGUACGUCUUAACAAUAUUAAUAUAUUCAUGUUCUUUAUUUUAUAUCAGUAGUCAGUUUUUCUAUUCCUUCCUCACUGUUGUCACCUUUGUUGUUUUAGAGAACGUUGGCUGUUCCAUCUCUGCUGCUGACAACUCUGGAGGAGAUGAACCCACAAGAGCUGAAGACAUUUCAGUCUUUCCUGACUAGUGGCCUGCUGCCUGACUGUCCUCCCAUCCCAGAGAGUCAGCUGGAGAACGCCGACAGACAGGUCACAGUGGAUCAGAUGGUGAAGACAUACGGCCCUGAGAGAGCUGUGGAGAUCACACUGAGGAUCCUGAGGGGGAUGAAGCGGGUAGACCUAGCAGAGAAGUUAGAGACAGAUCACAGAGGAGGUAACAGAACAAGAAUGUACAUCAAUCUAUACAUCACAAUCACAGUUCAGUGGAGGUCUAACCAGAAAGAACAUUCAACUGACUUCAUAAUAACAUUCAGCAGGCCUCUCUUUUAUCAUUUUUAUUCAUGAUGUAUCCAGGUGGCCCCAUUAUGUUUAAACAGCAAUCCAACAUUCAUUAUAUUCCAUACAGACAAUCACCAAUACAGUAGGGAAGAUAUCUCAAACGGAUUAGACUUUCUAAUCAUGGCUGUAUGUCUCUUCCUGAGCUGCCUAAUCUGGAAGAUGAACCAUAAUGAUCUGGCAGAGAAGUUAGAGAGAGAUCAGAGAAGUAGGAUUGCAGACAAGGACCCUAACUGUCUCUCUAUCCCCCCUCCUAUCUUCCCCUCUAUUUCCCCUGUUUCCCCCUCUUUAUCAGGUACUGCCUCAACCUCUCACCUGCCCUUAUUCCCACCAGGCCCCGAUCCGUCCUCUCCCCUGUGUGGUUACCUUCCAGGUCCUCCUCCUCCUUCCUUUCUGUCUCAUCUAGGAAGUUGUUCUGGUAGCUCAGGACAGCUCAGGUCACAGGUAAGAGGACGGUUAGAGAAGGAUGACUUCUACCCUCAUAUGUUAAAACACCUGUACUCACUGUCAUAGUCAGUUCUACCCUCAUAUGUUAAAACACCUGUACUCACUGUCAUAGUCAGUUCUACCCUCAUAUGUUAAAACACCUGUACUCACUGUCAUAGUCAGUUCUACACUUCUACCCUCAUAUGUUAAAACACCUGUACUCACUGUCAUAGUCAGUUCUACAGUAUGCAAUGAUGCUGAAUGUAAGACUAGUGGCCAUGUCUAAAGUCAAUGUGAGCAAACCCCAUACAGUAGAUCACAAUAUUCUCUGCAGACACUGCAGUGUGUGUGUGUGUGUGUGUGUGUGUGUGUGUGUGUGUGUGUGUGUGUGUGUGUGUGUGUGUGUGUGUGUGUCUGUGUCUGUGUCUGUGUCUGUGUGUGUGUGUGUGUGUGUGUGUGUAGAGGAGAGGGCCGCUGGCAGAGGCCAACAGGGAUGAGCAGUUUCCCAAACUCCCUAGAACCUUCUAUGUAAAGUAAAGUUUUUGUUUGUGUUUGUGUGUAUGUGUAUGUGCUUGCGCAUACUUGUGUGUGUGUGUUGGGUGCAUGUGUAUAUGUAGCAAGCAAAGGCCAACAGGCUGUUUCCCACACUCCCCAGCACCUCUUCUGGAAGGUGAGUGGACAUACAAAGAUGAAAUGAGUCUAAUAUUAACAACUCUACCAUAACAUAUUUUAUUACAUCAUCCUCAUGAACUGUGAAAUGAAUGUAGAACAGUGAAGUGACCACAGCAUGUGGUGGUGGUGUAGGGGAACAGAGCAGUGUGUGACUGUUUCCUGUGUCCAGGUCGACCCGGUCUGGAAAGAAGCGUCGUCUGGAGACUGAGAUCUCUAGGCUGGAGGAGAAGCUGAGGUUCAUGAAGGUAACACUAGUGUUCAUGUCUGAGAGGUCAAAUGUCAUUGUGAACAAACCCCAUUAAGAUCACAGCCACAUACAGUGGGGGAAAAAAAGUAUUUAGUCAGCCACCAAUUGUGCAAGUUCUCCCACUUAAAAAGAUGAGAGAGGCCUGUAAUUUUCAUCAUAGGUACACGUCAACUAUGACAGACAAAUUGAGAAAAAAAAAUCCAGAAAAUCACAUUGUAGGAUUUUUUAUGAAUUUAUUUGCAAAUUAUGGUGGAAAAUAAGUAUUUGGUCACCUACAAACAAGCAAGAUUUCUGGCUCUCACAGACCUGUAACUUCUUUUUAAUAGGCUCCUCUGUCCUCCACUCGUUACCUGUAUUAAUGGCACCUGUUUGAACUUGUUAUCAGUAUAAAAGACACCUGUCCACAACCUCAAACAGUCACACUCCAAACUCCACUACGGACAAGACCUAAGAGCUGUCAAAGGACACCAGAAACUAAAUUGUAGACCUGCACCAGGCUGGGAAGACUGAAUCUGCAAUAGGUAAGCAGCUUGGUUUGAAGAAAUCAACUGUGGGAGCAAUUAUUAGGAAAUGGAAGACAUACAAGACCACUGAUAAUCUCCCUCGAUCUGGGGCUCCACGCAAGAUCUCACCCCGUGGGGUCAAAAUGAUCACAAGAACGGUGAGCAAAAAUCCCAGAACCACACAGGGGGACCUAGUGAAUGACCUGCAGAGAGCUGGGACCAAAGUAACAAAGCCUACCAUCAGUAACACACUACGCCGCCAGGGACUCAAAUCCUGCAGUGCGAGACGUGUCCCCCUGCUUAAGCAAGUACAUGUCCAGGCCCGUCUGAAGUUUUCUAGAGUGCAUUUGGAUGAUCCAGAAGAGGAUUGGGAGAAUGUCAUAUGGUCAGAUGAAACCUAAAUAUAACUUUUUGGUAAAAACUCAACUCGUCGUGUUUGGAGGACAUAGAAUGCUGAGUUGCAUCCAAAGAACACCAUACCUACUGUGAAGCAUGGGGGUGGAAACAUCAUGCUUUGGGGCUGUUUUUCUGCAAAGGGACCGGGACGACUGAUCCGUGUAAAGGAAAGAAUGAAUGGGGCCAUGUAUCGUGAGAUUUUGAGUGAAAACCUCCUUCCAUCAGCAAGGGCAUUGAAGAUGAAACGUGGCUGGGUCUUUCAGCAUGACAAUGAUCCCAAACACACCGCCCGGGCAACGAAGGAGUGGCUUCGUAAGAAGCAUUUCAAGGGCCUGGAGUGGCCUAGCCAGUCUCCAGAUCUCAACCCCAUAGAAAAUCUUUGGAGGGAGUUGAAAGUCCGUGUUGCCCAGCGACAGCCCCAAAACAUCACUGCUCUAGAGGAGAUCUGCAUGGAGGAUUGGGCCAAAAUACCAGCAACAGUGUGUGAAAACCUUGUGAAGACUUACAGAAUAAUAAUAUAAUAAUAUGCCAUUUAGCAGACGCUUUUAUCCAAAGCGACUUACAGUCAUGCGUGCAUACAUAUUUUUGUGUAUGGGUGGUCCUGGGGAUCGAACCUUGGCGUUACAAGCGCCGUGCUCUACCAGCUGAGCUACAGAGGACCACAGAAAACGUUUGACCUGUGUCAUUGCCAACAAAGGGUAUAUAACAAAGUAUUGAGAAACUUUUGUUAUUAACCAAAUACUUAUUUCCCACCAUAAUUUGCAAAUAAAUUCAUUAAAAAUCCUACAAUGUGAUUUUCUGGAGAAAAAAAAUCUCAUUUUGUCUGUCAUAGUUGACGUGUACCUAUGAUGAAAAUUACAGGCCUCUCUCAUCUUUUUAAGUGGGAGAACUUGCACAAUUGGUGGCUGACUAAAUACUUUUUUCCCCCACUGUACUGUGUGUGCCUGUGUGUGUGUGUUAAAGUUCCAACUGUAAUCUAUUAUAUGAUGAUAUGAGAAUGAGAUAUUGAGAGACCAGUAGAAAUAUUCUAGUACGUCUUAACAAUAUUAAUAUAUUCAUGUUCUUUAUUUUAUAUCAGUAGUCAGUUUUUCUAUUCCUUCCUCACUGUUGUCACCUUUGUUGUUUUAGAGAAUGUUGGCUGUUCCAGCUCUGCUGCUGACAACUCUGGAGGAGAUGAACCCACAUGAUCUGAAGACAUUUCAGUCUUUCCUGACUAGUGGCCUGCUGCCUGACUGUCCUCCCAUCCCAGAGAGUCAGCUGGAGAACGCUGACAGACAGGUCACAGUGGAUCAGAUGGUGAAGACAUACGGCCCUGAGAGAGCUGUGGAGAUCACACUGAGGAUCCUGAGGGGGAUGAAGCGGGUAGACCUAGCAGAGAAGUUAGAGACAGAUCACAGAGGUAACAGAACAAGAAUGUACAUCAAUCUAUACAUCACAAUCACAGUUCAGUGGAGGUCUAACCAGAAAGAACAUUCAACUGACUUCAUAAUAACAUUCAGCACGCCCCUCUUUUAUCAUUUUUAUUAAUGAUGUAUCCAGGUGACCCCAUUAUGUUUAAACAGCAAUCCAACAUUCAUUAUAUUCCAUACAUACAAUCACCAAUACAGUAGGGAAGAUAUCACAAACAGAUUAGACUUUCUAAUCAUGGCUGUAUAUCUUUUCCUGAGCUGCCUAAUCUGGAAGAUGAACCAGAAUGAUCUGGCAGAGAAGUUAGAGAGAGAUCAGAGAAGUAGGAUCGUAGACAAGGACCCUAACUGUCUCUCUGUCCCCCCUCCUAUCUUCCCCUCUAUUUCCCCUGUUUCCCCCUCUUUCUCAGGUACUGCCUCAACCUCUCCCCUGUGCGGUUACCCUCCACGUCCCCCCUUCUUCUACCCUGGCUCGUCCGAGGAGGUGUUGUCGUUAACUUCUGCUGGUAGCUCAGGAAACUUCAUCUCACAGGUAAGAGGACGGUUAGAGAAGUGUAGGAUCACUUCUACCCUCAUAUGUUAAAACACCUGUACUCACUGUCAUAGUCAGUUCUACAGUAUGAAAUGAUACAGUCCACACAUACAGUCUAGAUAAUUAACUAAUCUCUCAUGUACACUAUGAGUGGUGGGAGUCAGACUGCAUCCCUACACACACACACACACACCAUUAGACAUAAAGGCUGUGAUUAUAUUUCUGUAUAGCCGUGUAUGACUUGUGUGUGUGUGUGUGUGUGUGUGUGUGUGUGUGUGUGUGUGUGUGUGUGUGUGGUGUGUGUGUGUGUGUGUGUGUGUGUGUGUGUGUGUGUGUGUGUGUGUGUGUGUGUGUGUGUGUGUGUGUGUGUAGGAGGAAGCUGCCUCUGAGAUGGAAAGGAAGCCAGCAGGGGAGGAGAGUGGAGAACUCCCCAGCACCUCUUCUGGAAUGUGAGUGAACAUAGAGUAUAUUAUCUAUUAUCUACCUGGUACAGCCAGGGCCACCCCUCAGAGUGGAUAUGAGUGGACAUAGAGUAAUUAUCUAUUACUCCCUGGUACACCAGGGCCCCCCUGGGUGGAAUAGGGGACAAGAGUAUUUCAUUAUUACCUUGGUAAAAGCCAGGGCCCCCCCUCAGGUGGAAUGAGGACAAGAGUAUAUUAUCUAUUUUUACCUGGUACAGCCAGGGGCCACCCCUCAGGGGAUAUAGGGACAUGAGUAUAUUAUCUAUUAUCACCUGGUACACCAGGGCCCCCCCUAAGGGGAAUUAGGGGAAAUAGAGUAUAUUAUCUUUUAUCUCCCGGGUUACAGCCAGGGCCACCCCUCAGAGUGGAUAUGUGGAAUGGGUUAUUAUCUAUUAUUACCGGUACAGCCGGGGCCCCCUAAAAGGGGGAAGGAGGACUAGGUAUAUUAUCUAUUAUCCCUGGUACGCCAGGGCCCCCCAGGUGGAUUGAGUGGAAUAGAGUAUAAAUUAUUAUUACCUGGUACAGCCGGGCCCCCCCCUAAGUGGAUAUAUGGACAAGGUAAAUAUUUCAUUAUCUACCUGGUACAGCCAGGGCCACCCCUCAGAGUGGAUAUGAGUGAACAUAGAGUAUACUAUCUAUUAUCUACCUGGUACAGCCGGGCCACCCCCUCAGAGUGGAUAUGAGUGGACAUAGAGUAUAUUAUCUAUAUCUACCUGGUACAGCCAGGGCCACCCCUCAGAGUGGAUAUGAGUGGACAUAGAGUAUAUUAUCUUAUUAUCUACCUGGUACAGCCAGGGCCAUCCCUCAGAGUGGAUAUGAGUGGACAUAGAGUAUAUUAUCUAUUAUUUACUGGUACAGCCAGGGCCACCCCUCAGAGUGGAUAUGAGUGGACAUAGAGUAUAUUAUCUAUUAUCUUACCUGGUACAGCCAGGGCACCCUCAGAGUGGCUAUGAGUGGACAUAGAGUAUAUUAUCUAUUUAUCUACCCGGUACAGCCAGGGCCACCCUCAGAGUGGAUAUGAGUGGACAUAGGGUAUAUUAUCUAUUAUUACUGGUACAGCCAGGGCCACCCCUCAGAGUGGAUAUGAGUGAACAUAGAGUUAUAUUAUCUAUUAUCUACCUGGUACAGCCAGGGCCACCCCUCAGAGUGGAUAGAGUGGACAUAGAGUAUAUAUCUAUUAUAAACUGGGUGGUUUGAGCUCUUCUUUCUCAGGUACAGCCUCAACCUCUCAUCUGUCCUUAUUCCCACCAGGCCCCGAACUAUCUUUUCCCAGUGUGGUUACCCUCCAGGUCCUCCUCCUCCUUCCUUUCUGCCUCAUCUAGGAAAUCUUUCUGGUACCUCAGGACAGCUCAGGUCACAGGUAAGAGGACGGUUAGAGAAUUUUAGGAUCACUUCUACCCUCAUAUGUUAAAACACCUGUACUCACUGUCAUAGUCAGUUCUACAGUAUGAAAUGAUACAGUCCACACAUACAGUCUAGAUAAUUAACUAAUCUCUCAUGUACACUAUGAGUGGUGGUGGUCAGACUGCAUCCCUACACACACACACACCAACUGUAAUCUAUUAUAUGAUGAUAUGAGAAUGAGAUAUUGAGAGACCAGUAUAAAUAUUCUAGUACGUCUUAACAAUAUUAAUAUAUUCAUGUUCUUUAUUUUAUAUCAGUAGUCAGUUUUUCUAUUCCUUCCUCACUGUUGUCACCUUUGUUGUUUUAGAGAACGUUGGCUGUUCCAUCUCUGCUGCUGACAACUCUGGAGGAGAUGAACCCACAAGAGCUGAAGACAUUUCAGUCUUUCCUGACUAGUGGCCUGCUGCCUGACUGUCCUCCCAUCCCAGAGAGUCAGCUGGAGAACGCUGACAGACAGGUCACAGUGGAUCAGAUGGUGAAGACAUACGGCCCUGAGAGAGCUGUGGAGAUCACACUGAGGAUCCUGAGGGGGAUGAAGCGGGUAGACCUAGCAGAGAAGUUAGAGACAGAUCACAGAGGAGGUAACAGAACAAGAAUGUACAUCAAUCUAUACAUCACAAUCACAGUUCAGUGGAGGUCUAACCAGAAAGAACAUUCAACUGACUUCAUAAUAACAUUCAGCAGGCCUCUCUUUUAUCAUUUUUAUUCAUGAUGUAUCCAGGUGGCCCCAUUAUGUUUAAACAGCAAUCCAACAUUCAUUAUAUUACAUACAUACAAUCACCAAUACAGUAGGGAAGAUAUCUCAAACGGAUUAGACUUUCUAAUCAUGGCUGUAUAUCUCUUCCUGAGCUGCCUAAUCUGGAAGAUGAACCAGAAUGAUCUGGCAGAGAAGUUAGAGAGAGAUCAGAGAAGUAGGAUUGCAGACAAUGACCCUAACUGUCUCUCUAUCCCCCCUCCUAUCUUCCCCUCUAUUUCCCCUGUUUCCCCCUCUUUCUCAGGUACUGCCUCAACCUCUCACCUGCCCAUAUUCCCACAAGGCCCCGAUCCGUCCUCUCCCCUGUGUGGUUACCCCCCAUUUCCCCCCUUCUCUCCAGCUCUAUCUUCUUCCCAGUGUGGUUACCCUCCACGUCCUCCUCCUUCCUUUCUGUCUCAUCUAGGUUCUGGUAGUAACUUAAGACAGCUCAGCUCACAGGUAAGAGGACCGUUAGAGAAGGAUCACUUCUACCCUCAUAUGUUAAAACACCUGUACUCACUGUCAUAGUCAGUUCUACAGUAUGAAAUGAUACAGUCCACACAUACAGUCUAGAUAAUUAACUAAUCUCUCAUGUACACUAUGAGUGGUGGGGGUCAGACUGCAUCCCUACACACAUACACACACCAUUAGACAAAAAGGCUGUGAUUAUAUUUCUGUAUAGCCGUGUAUGACUUGUGUGUGUGUGUGUGUGUGUGUGUGUGUGUAGGAGGAAGCUGCCUCUGAGAUGGAAAGGAAGCCAGCAGGGGAGGAGAGUGAAGAACUCCCCAGCACCUCUUCUGGAAUGUGAGUGAACAUAGAGUAAAUUAUCUAUUAUCUACCUGGUACAGCCAGGGCCACCCCUCAGAGUGGAUAUGAGUGGACAUAGAGUAUAUUAUCUAUUAUCUACCUGGUACAGCCAGGGCCACCCCUCAGAGUGGAUAUGAGUGGACAUAGAGUAUAUUAUCUAUUAUCUACCUGGUACAGCCAGGGCCACCCCUCAGAGUGGAUAUGAGUGGACAUAGAGUAUAUUAUCUAUUAUAUACCUGGUACAGCCAGGGCCACCCCUCAGAGUGGAUAUGAGUGGACAUAGAGUAUAUUAUCUAUUAUCUACCUGGUACAGCCAGGGCCACCCCUCAGAGUGGAUAUGAGUGGACAUAGAGUAUAUUAUCUAUUAUCUACCUGGUACAGCCAGGGCCACCCCUCAGAGUGGAUAUGAGUGGACAUAGAGUAUAUUAUCUAUUAUAAACUGGGUGGUUUGAGCUCUUCUUUCUCAGGUACAGCCUCAACCUCUCAUCUGUCCUUAUUCCCACCAGGCCCCGAACUAUCUUUUCCCAGUGUGGUUACCCUCCAGGUCCUCCUCCUCCUUCCUUUCUGCCUCAUCUAGGAAGUUUUUCUGGUAGCUCCGGACAGCUCAGGUCACAGGUAAGAGGACGGUUAGAGAAUUUUAGGAUCACUUCUACCCUCAUAUGUUAAAACACCUGUACUCACUGUCAUAGUCAGUUCUACACUUCUACCCUCAUAUGUUAAAACACCUGUACUCACUGUCAUAGUCAGUUCUACAGUAUGAAAUGAUACAGUCCACACAUUCAGUCUAGAUAAUGAAGUAAUCUCUCAUGUACACUAUGAGUGGUGGGGGUCAGACUGCAUCCCUACACACACACACACACACCAUUAGACAUAAAAGCUGUGAAUACAUUCCUGUACCAUGUUGUGUGUAUGUGGCUGUGUUCAUGUUCUUUACAUCAGUAUCCAGUAUUUCUAUUCCUUCCUUAUAUCUUGUCACCUUUUUAGAGACCCCAAAUAUUGUCUGGUUCAGCUCUGCUGCUGACCACUCCAGAGGAGCUCACUGAAGAACAGCUGACUAAUGACGAGCUGCUUAGCGUUCUUUCCAUCCCAGAGAGUCAGCUGGAGAACGCUGACAUACAGGUCACAGUGGAUCAGAUGGAGAGAUACGACUCUUUGAGAGCUAUGGAGACCACAGAGACGUCCGAUAGAUAUCACAGUAGAGGUAACACAGCAAGAUGAUAUAUUUAUCAUUGCACACUCAGUUCUGGGAUAUUGAGUGAUAGAGAUUGUAUUCACACAAAGAUCCCGCACAGCCUGUUGACUGAUUCUGAACUGACUAUUACACUAACCUGUGGGUAUGUUAACCAGCCAACAACACUUUAAACUCUCUCUCUCUCGCUCUCUCUCACUCACUCACUCACUCACUCACUCACUCACUCACUCACUCACUCACUCACUCACUCACUCACUCACUCACUCCUGCAGGAAAGAAAAGGAGAACAAAUGAGCCACCAUCCUGGCCUGUUCUCGUUUCCAGGAAUAAAAAGAGUGAGGAGGAUUGUGUCCCACUGACUGACGGAGCUCCGCCCAUCAUCAAACAUAAGGUGCCCGAUUGUCCCUGCCCUUCUCACUGCUGCCAUGGUGGGCAACAUGUUCACAAUAGAACAGAAAACAGGUCAAAAAUACAUAGAAACAUUUUCUAUUAUAGAAGUAUGUUUCUAUUCUGUUGAUUUGAAUCAAGGAAACCCCAAAGCUGGAGAUGGACUGUCCUCCCAUCCUAGACAUCCCACUGGAGAUGGCUAACAGUGUCAACACAGAGGUAGCUGUGAACACCCAGGAGAACACCCAGAGGAUGGACGAGGAGUUGGGAAGAGAAAGGGGUAACAGCUAAUAUAUUAAUCUGGAUCAAUUAUGAAGUUGAAGUUGUAUAGAAAAACAUGAUGAUUGAUCUUUAUUUGGUUCUCUUUAGGUUCUCCUCUCCUCCUGGAACACCAUCACAUGGUAAGACCCUCACUGGACUGAGAGAAAGACUGAAAUUAAAAACUAUUCUUCACUCUACUGGUUGAAUUACAGUAUCUAUUGUUUCUACAUUUUAGAGUUCUCCAGAUGAAUUUACACCUGAAAUCCACGAUCAGGACAACAGGAGAGAAUACCAGUAACUUAAUAUAUUUAAUGUUUCUUAUUGGUAGUUUGUAUAAAAGAAGGACAAUACCUUAAAUCCAGGAAAUCUCAUUAAAAUGUCAUUCUUCACCAUUGUUUGUUCUACAGGUUCCUGUGCCCCAGUGCAGGUCUGUUCCAGUGCAGUAUAACAGGCCUGGUGUUUAGGAUGGAGGGAGAGGGAGAGGUGCUCUAUAGGACAGUCCCCUGGGACAGGAGGCUUCUAGCCCAGAGUGGCAAAAGGCCUGCAGGACCCCUGUUUAGGUUGACAUGCCUUAAGGGGUCUGUCUGUCAACUACACCUCCCACACUGUGAGAUCUACAAUAGUGAGUAAUAAUAUUGUGAAGGAUUAAUUUCACUUUUCAUGUUUUCUGAAAGAACAUAUUCUCAUUAUUUGCUUAUUUAUUUACUCAUUAUUAUGUAUUUUAUUUUCUGCUAUAGUCUCAGCAUUGUUAUGUUUGUCUUGUUGGUCAGAGAAAUCUCUAAAUGUUAUAUUUCUUUACCAGGUGGUUUACCAUGUGACUUCCUGUCUGUAGCCCAUGUGACUGAUGAAAACAUGGAGUUUAUCCGUCCACAUAAGAUAACAGAAACGCAUGUCAUAAUAAAGAUCAGGGGAUUCUCUGCUUAUGGUGACGUCAAGGAUGAAGACUCACCCACCGUUCCUAUAAGAGCACUUGUCUUGUUGUUCUACAAACCCCCAGUUGUUCCUAAAAAGAGGUCCAUCCUGAAUGUGCUGUUGCUUCCCAGAAAUGUUGUGAUCAGGGAGGUAAGAAUAUCUGAAAUGUCAAACUCUACUUUGGCUGAAUUCAAUUAAGCACACAUUGUGGUAAAUGCACAGGACAUUAAACCACAAAUUCAUGUUUUAUUAAUGUUAUUGCUUGUACAAUGUUUUCUGAUUGAAACAUACUAACAAAAUGUGAUUUUAUGAAAACAAGGUGCAGGAGGAGUGGAUAAGAAGGAAUGAAGACAGAAACAUCUAUAUUGAAACAAAUUCUCACUGCCAACUAACUCCGAAUCAAGAAUACAACCUCUCCACAGAUCUUACAGAUGAAUAUCUAAUAAAACCAAUGGUGAUAUCUGAGUUAGAGAGAGAAUAAUCAUUGUUUGCACAUGCAAAUGAUCUUAUGACGUUACCUUUAUAUAUUUAAUUAUUAUAUCAUUUGAUAGACUAACACUAUCUUUCUACCAGGAUGCAGAAUUUGUGGAUUUUGAAUCCUAUGAAAACUACAUCCCAACAUUUCAGUUGUUCAUACAAACUGUUGUUGAAGAAGUUAAUCUUCUUCUGAAAGAAAAUGGUGGUGUAGUGUCUGUCUGGGACAGACUUGUCUGGCUUCCAGGUAAGACGUAGUAUUAUUAGUAGUAGUAGUAUUAGUAUUAGUAUUAGUAGUAUUAGUAUUAGUAUUAGUAUUAGUAGUAGUAGUAGUAGUAGUAGUAGUAGUAGUAGUAGUAGUAGUUUUUGAAUUGUUGUUAUUGAACUAUGAAAUGAUUAUUUUACUUUUGUACCUUUAUUUUAUCAGGGAGUCAUACUGAGACCAAGGUCUCUUUUACAGACGAGUCCUGAAUUAAAAUAUAUAUUGUAUCAUAUGAUUAUGGUUGGUUAUAAUGAUUAAUCACCAUUAUAAACCUCUCAAUAACAAACUAAAGAAAAUGUAUCUUAAACAGUAUCUUAUCAUCCUAGAUAGGAUUUUAAUACAUCAUUCCCCCCUCCCAGUGUCAGCUGUUUCCCCAGCAGCCCCUCCUGCCAACCACUCUACCCUCCCUGGUAGAGGCUUCAUCAGAAAUCACAGGAUGGCUCUAGAGACUCGCCUGGGACUCUUGCAGCCCUUAUUCCUGCGUCUCCAGGAUCGUGGUGUUCUGAUUGAUGAGGAGAGGGAGGAGGUGGUCAGCAAAUCCACCAAGACCCAACAGAACCAAGCCCUGCUGGACAUGGUGGUGAGGAAGGGGGAUGAAGCCCAGGAGGAGUUCUACCAGGUCCUGAGAGAAGCAGAUCACUUCCUGGUCAAAGACCUGGAGAAGAAGAAAGCCUGA
Coregonus sp. 'balchen' is the source of this 15835-nucleotide messenger RNA. NCBI's taxonomy places the organism in Eukaryota, Metazoa, Chordata, Actinopteri, Salmoniformes, Salmonidae. The record is from the annotation of a GenBank genome assembly.